AGACCACAACCCCCGGCGUGCCUUGCGCGGCGUGCGGACUACGGCUGCCCGGAGGCGCCGCCGUCUCCCCCGCUGCCGUCCCGGCGCUCUCUGCGCGCGCUGCCCGGCUGCAGGGCGGGCGGCGGUUGCCCGAGCUGCGGCGCUGCCGGCGCGUGCGCCGAGGGGCGGUCCUGGCGGGGCAGCCUGCGGGAGCCGAGGCCAGGUUGAGUGGACUCCUUCUGGAGCUUUCCCCGCUCUCCGCGGGACGGCGGCGGCCGCGCCGCGCAGGGCCGCCCCCGGCGUCCCGUCCCGCCCCCUGCCGCGCGGCCGUCGGGGGUCCUCUUGUAAUGGAAGAAAAUGGAGUUGAUCAUGAUGUCACUAUGGAAAGAUGCAGUGACUUGUUGGUAAUCAACUGUAGUAGUACAGCAGAGUCAAAAAGAGAUGAUCGGAUUUUUAAGCAUCUAACCUGCAUGGAUUCCAGGGAACCCUCGUUUGGACAGAGUGACUCCCCCGCAGCCUUGCCGAUCACAGUACGCGUCUCGGGUGGUUCUCCGACCUCGGCUGUGCCUGUGCGGCUGUCCCAGCCACAUCCUCUCUCUGCAGAGGAGUUCCACCUGGUAAACCCAGACGGCCAACCUCUCUAUGAGCUGCAGUCGCUGGGAGGGCCGAGUACGCAGAUGAUGAUUGUUGCCAGCCAUUCAGAAAAUGGACAGGUGCUGCAUGUCAUUCCUUCUGCCCAGCCAGGAAUGGCCCAAGUGAUUAUUCCUCAAGGACAGCUUCUGGAUGUGACCAGCACACAGGAUGUUUCAGAAGAGAAGUGCGAUGAUGGGAACUUGCAGACGGUAGCGGUGGCUGCUAUAGGAGACAGUACAAGCAGUUACAUUCUACAUCCACAUGCAUCUCUCUCUGUAUCAAAAAGAAACACCACCAGGCUAGUGGAAGAUCCCUUUCCUAUCCCUGUCCAGCCGUUGCCCCCAAAUACACCUCCAUGGGCGCGCCGUCUCAGGAACUGUGAGAAAAUUGGGGACUCGUACCGCGGCUAUUGUGUGAGCGAGACAGAAUUAGAGAGUGUUCUAACGCUACACAAGCAGCAAACACAAAGUGUGUGGGGGACGCGCCAGUCUCCAAGCCCGGCCAAACCUGCCACACGGUUGAUGUGGAAAUCUCAGUAUGUCCCAUAUGAUGGGAUCCCAUUUGUCAAUGCAGGAAGUAGAGCCAUUGUAAUGGAGUGCCAAUAUGGGCCAAGGAGGAAAGGUUUCCAGCCCAAAAAAGCUGGUGAGCAGGAAAGCGCCUCUGGCCACCUAUACAAAGCCACUUGUCCAGCGAGGAUCUAUAUUAAGAAGGUUCAAAAGUUUCCAGAGUAUAGAGUUCCCACUGACCCUAAAAUUGACAAGAAAAUCAUAAGAAUGGAGCAGGAGAAAGCAUUCAACAUGCUGAAGAAGAACUUGAUAGAUGCUGGAGGUGUCCUCAGGUGGUAUGUACAGUUACCCACUCAGCAGGCCCACCAGUAUCACGAAAUGGAAACUUCAUGCCUUCCUUCUUCACCUUCCCAUUUUCCUAUGCCUUCUCCGGAGGAAGAGGAAGAAGUUGUUAGAGAUGAGAACUGUACUUUGCCUUCUCGACUUCAUCCUCAAGUAGCAGACAAGAUCCGAGAACUGGUGUCUCAGGGAAUAGAACAGGUCUAUGCAGUGAGAAAGCAACUAAGAAAGUAUGUGGAAAGAGAAUUAUUCAAGCCUGAGGAAGUGCCAGAGAGGCAUAACCUGUCUUUCUUCCCCACUGUGAAUGACAUCAAGAACCACAUUCAUGAAGUGCAGAAGUCCCUGAGGAAUGGGGAGAUGGUGUAUAAUUCAGAAAGCAUACCAGCAACGCUGCAGUGGACCACAGACAGUGGGAAUGUUCUCACAGAAACAGUGACUGUUACGUUUGCCUCACCACCUUCAGAUGGGAGUUCACCAGCGGAGUCAGUCAUCACGAAAGCAGAAUCCAACCAGAGCGGGGAGUCCUUGCUACCAGAAACAGCUCAGCUGUUGUCUUCGCUCUCUUCACUUCAGCCCAAGAUAUUUGCACAACUUCAGGGAUUACAGCUGCAGUCAACUUUUACCUCCACAAAUGGAUCAACAGCCCUGAUAGCUGUAAACAACCAUUCCCCUCCCAGCCCUGCAAGUCUCUUGGAUUCCAUAGGAAGUGCAAUAACCAACCAGCUUAAUCAGGAACACAGUCUGCAAGUGAGCGCUGGCCUAACACAGCAUAGCACUGCAGGCUCUGCUUUUGGGCAUCCGCCUGGCUCUGAGCAAAGUCUGGUCACCAUGGGCCAACUGGUGGCAGUUGGAGGGGUAGAUGACCCCAGGAGCCUAGAAGGAGGAGUCCAUCAGAUUCUCUUGGGAGAUGUACAGACUAUUCCAGUACGGAUCAUGGACAGCCAUCCACUUACUGAAGAAAAUCCAGAGGGUAUUAUCUGUGUGAGCCCUGUUAAACAAGAACCCAGAGAAAAAGCAUUGUCUGUGGAGACAGAUAAAAUCAGAGACUGCCAGAGUUCCUCACCUAUUUGAAUCUGUGAAAGCCGUAAGGAUUUUUCAAAUCGAAGGACUCUCAAUGUCUUCGAAAGAAAGGUGGAUACUCUCGAAGUUAUGCCAUUCUUUUUAAAUGGCACUGUGACAUUCAGACUAGGCAUAUUUUACACAAGUUCUGAUGGACAGUUGCUUUGAUUUACAGCUGAUAUGGUUCACUGCCAAUUCCAGGUCAUUCACUUCCCAUCUGGAAUUCCACCUCUCUCUUCUAUUUCAAGUUUUUAGUAGUUUGGAUGAUAUCCAGAUGGUCCAUUUUGGUCGGCAUUUCUGAAGGUCUUCCACAAUUAAAUUCCUUAGUUUUAGAAUGUGGAUCAAAAUUUUGGUUUUGCUUAUCUCCUUGAGACCCUCAACUGUUGUGGUGCUCCAAAGACCGCAGAGUUUGCCAGCUGUAAGACCACAGAAUCCAAGAACAAAGUGCUUCAACACAGCAAUAGUUUUGUGGCCAAAUGAAGGUCCCAGGUGCUACAUUUCAAAGAUGAUGAGGGAAGAAGAAAAUGCGACUUUGACCUGAUCGUAAUGCUAAUGGUGUGAAGAUCAAGGAAAGGAGAAAGGUGAGGUUGCCAGGUGAAAGUAAGGUUGAAUGAUGAAGAAAAGUGUGUGAAUUGUAACAGUGAAUGUUUUCAACUUUGACUUCUUUAAAUUUAUGUUCUGGCUUUAUAAUGAGGUCAUUUGCUGCUUGCAGCCUUUGUUCACAUCUAAAAGCAGGAGUCCUGUCUCCUGGAAAGUGAUUGAUGCUGCAGUUUCAGCUUACCUCCUUUUUGCUUUAUGCGCUUAUACUAUAAACUUGGAUAGAUAUGAUUUAACCUGCUGCUGUUUCUGAUGUGGGGAUUAUAGAUGCAGUACUAACAGAGAGAGGCCCAGGAAGACAAAGCAAGUAAUAUAAAUCCAAGCAAUAUGUGUAAAAGUGCUGUCAUUAUAACAUUCAGAAAACAAAGUUGUCUUUUUUAAUAGUAGCAACUUCUGACUAAAGUGGUCUGUAUUUCUUAAAAUGUUAAUGGAAAUCUUUUAAAAACUGAAUAUGAUCAAGGAAUAUCUUUCAGCAACAUUUAAGCCAAAGCCAUAAGUGACAAGAACUGAGUUACGUGAUCUGUGACAGACACAUUUCUUUAAUUAUACCUACAGAUAACUUGGAAUCUAUUUAGAGCAGUAAAUGAAACUGAUUGCAACAUAGAUACCAAGUUAAAGAAUGCCAUGGUUUGUUUCAGAUGUUGAAUUUUUAGGGCAUUGUGCAGUCCGUGUACAGCAGUACUAACAGUUCCGUUAUUAGUUCCUACUAAGUUUUUGAGAAGUUGAUCAUGAAAUCAGAUUUUUUUCUGUAUGCUGUACAAGAAGGCAAUCUGAGGAGUUUCUCUUUUUCACACUAAAAAAGAAGAAGAAGAUUGAAUUAUGUAGAGGACAAAGGAAUACUACUUGAACAUAAGGAUUAAUGUUUUUAAAAGAAUAGUUUUGUUAACAUACAUUCAAGGCAUUCACAAAUAUAAAUUAGAUACUGGACAUUUAAAAUUAUUUUUAAUUUCCUUACUUCUGUGUGUUUAAAGCUAAAGCUUUCUAAAGUUUCCCAUUCAACUUGGGUUCCAAAAACUUCCAUAUGCAGCAUCUGUUAGGUAGGUGCUAUGUUUUAGUCUUACCUUAAAAUAUAUUAACUUCUGUGAGGUUAACUAAUACUGUUAAUGUUGUUCAUUUAAAGCUCAUGUUUGUGGGUUAGCUUAGAUUAGAACUUUCCAAUAGUAUAAUGUUCUUAUUAAAUAAGAGUAUUCUCUCAUGUAAGUGCAUAGAGAAUCUUCAGUUCUUUGGAGUCUCAUACUUUGUUUCUACACUGACUUCUUUUGUGGUCUGCCAUACUCAUUUCUGGGUAGGUAAAUCCCAUGAAAAUUACCAUUUUGUUCUAUUUUUUUUGUUUUAUUUUGUUAAAUUGUGCAAAUUUGUCCAGAAUGGAUGUUCUCUCCUUCUGCAAUCACAGAUGUGGAAUAGACAGCCAACCGUUACCUUUUCUUUUCAAAUUCAAUUACAAUAUGCUAAAAAAUGAGUAGCUCCUUCCACUCUGCUGUAUUCAGUGAUCCCAUCGCCUGUUUUUCUUAGGAUUUAAACUAAUGCAUAACAAGGUGUAUCACCUUUCUCAUUAUUACUCAUUUUUGAGAUUUGCUCCUCAUUUUUGGGGAAUGCUUAUUAUUCAAAGAAAAAAUUACCGCUAAAGAUUACCAGUGAUAGGUUAUUUCAGUUCUAGUUUUCUUCAAAGAAGGUGAUGAAUUUGUGGCUGGAGUAAGAAAUUAAGGAAAGAUAAGUUACAUUUCCACGAGUUCUUGCUUAGUUUCCCCAUUGACAGGUCUGUUCUUGAACAGUCGCUGUUCUUCCUGCCAUGAGCUACAGUCUAAUCUUGUGCUGAAUGAUAUAUUUGAAGGUACUUCUAUUUUUGGUUAUUGCUUGCAGCUGAAAGAAAUGCUCUUUUAGUCCAUUUUGAAUAGCAAGUUAUGAAGUGACUUUUGUAAUCUAGCCUGAUUUGCAUGGUAACCUGAAAACAAUAGAACAAAAAGUCGGAAGAAAUUUAAAGAAGCAAUAAUUAAUUAAGAACAAACAGUUGAUUUUAAAAACUGGGGAUAAGAGCUGCAGUUCUGUUCAUAGAAAAAAUUUAUUUGAAAUGUUUCUUCAGCCAAUACUCACAUUUUUGUUUCCAGAUACUUUCCUUUUCCCAGAAUUCCAGUUCUUUAUCUUCCAAAUGCAUACUCCAGUUUAUUACUGUGUUGCUUUUUGAUUUAACAUAACCUUUCCUCUUUAAAUAGUACAUUUACAUUAGUUUUGUGUGUGUUGCUGAUGGGUGACAUGAACUGAUCACUCAUGUCCAGUCUCUAUAGUUACAUUAACAUUUUAGUUCACUAAUAUCCACUUAGUUUACAGAAAAAAACUCUCAUAUGUAUAUAAAAAACCUCACAAGUAAACAAUACUACUUUCGAUGCACUUAAACUUGUUUGAAUAGAAUACUCAAAUUUGAUUUUUCUGAGAAAGCUGUAUCAUUUGGUACAAAGAAGUCAGUUAUGACUUUGUGUUGGAAUUGUAGAUGUUUUUCUCAUGUUUACUUUGUUAUGUUCAAGCAUUCAUUUUGCAAACCUAGAAGUCCUGCACUUCCACAGCACUGUAAAUGAGAAAAUUAUUCUCCAGUCUAUUCUCAUUGUUCAUUACCCAUAACAGUGGUUGGCUUGCAUCACAAGAAGGGCUUUCCUUAUGUAUGUGCUUGCAAAAAUAACUUUUUGCUGAACGGUAGAAAGUCAUAAAAAGACAUAUGUCCGUAGCUCUCAUUCAAGGCUGGCAGCUUCUUGAAUGGAAAACAGUAAUGUCAAUGAGUCCUUUUUGUGCUGUUCAAGAGCCCAAACUUGGUCAUGUUGUGUGAAGAUUAUUGCAGCUUGUACAAAAUCUAGAGAGACAAAUAUGUGUUUAUGUAUGUAUAUAUAUUUAUAUAGUAAUUUAAUGUAUAAUAUUCCUAUUCAAAUGUAAACUACUUUUUCUUUUAAAGAUAUGGUCUAUGUUGUGGUUAUGGGGGGCUCACAGGGAGAAAUACAAGAGCUACUUGAGGGCAGCGGUUGCUGGGGAAGGAGUGAGCAAGUAGGACAACUCCAAGGAGGCCAGGUGGAAGAAGGUCCUGAGGGCGUGUGAAAGAUGGGGGCCAGAGAGGCUGUGCUGGGGGCUCUGGAAUGGGAUUGCGAGCCCAUCACAAAGGCCUGGCGCAGCUCCAGAAUCCGUGGCAGUGGUGGGCUGGGUGAGUUCAGGGUGGGAAUUUGCAGAUAUGGAAGAAGAGGAAAGCCUGGCCAGCCCUCCAGACCAAGAGAGAUGCCUGAGUUUUGGUGAGUACCAGAGACAACUAAAUGUCUUCUCAUAGUCUGAGAUGCCCAUUCUUAUCUUUUGAUACAAAGAAGAAACUCCUCUUGGAGCUCUAACACAGGAAUAUAGCCUCUUUUCCUUUACAUCUUGGAGCUGUAACACAGGAAUAUAGCCUCUUUUCCUUUACAUCUUACCAAGGAAAGUAUGCCUCUUUUCCCAACUGAAUUAAUUUGCUGCUUGCCUUGUCCCUAUGAUUGCAGCUCUGUCUACCUCAAGCAUGCCCAGUCUCCAUCCAAGUCUCUCUUCCUUCACACUUACUAGUGCUCCCACCGAAAUCCCCUGCACUCAGGCUCUCUCAUUCUGUGUUUCACCAUGACAUCGUUGGCAGCAGUUGAUGAGUUCCCUCCGCAAGUAAAUACUGAUGAGGUUUACCUUUGUGUCAGUGUUUGUUUCUUCUCCCCAGGAUCCUAAGUCUCUAUGAUCCUUUAAUUUCAUUAAGUUUUUUUCAUUGCUUUGUUUGUGGUUUAUCAACCACACCUCCAGCACGGGAGCUGAGUGAAUACCAGACACCCAGAUUUCACAGGACCAUUGCUUCAUGCACAGUGACUGAAGAGAUUUGAGAAAACAAAGAGGAAAGGAUAGUUUCUGCCUACUGUUAGUGCUCCAUAUUGAGAAACUGGUCUCUGUCCUUCUUUACCACUUGAGUUCCUGAUUUUGCUUGUGGAGAAUAUCUUGCUGUUGAUUGAAACUUAUGAUUUGUUCCCCUGGGCCUAUUCAAGCAGAUAUGUAUUCAGAAGACUAGAUAGGAAGAAUCUAUUCCAAUAAGGAUAGAAAGCAUGCUGUAGCUGAGAAUGGGGCUGUGAAAAGAUACUGCUCUUCAUGGAUCUCUGUUGAGGAAGUUCUCUUUGACCUGCCCUUCCCUUCUGAAUAAGACUUUCUUCGGAAUAAACUUCAGAGCCUAUCCGAUUAGUAAUAAUUAUCUUCUCUCAGCAACAGCACACUUUGUUAAUGAAUGAAAGAAGCAUU
Molecule: messenger RNA, 7382 nt
Organism: Dromaius novaehollandiae (emu)
Lineage: Eukaryota; Metazoa; Chordata; Aves; Casuariiformes; Dromaiidae
Gene: CARF
Product: calcium responsive transcription factor
Exons: 15
Coding region: 327-2528 (733 amino acids)
Biological process (GO): regulation of transcription by RNA polymerase II
Cellular component (GO): nucleus
Molecular function (GO): RNA polymerase II cis-regulatory region sequence-specific DNA binding; DNA-binding transcription factor activity, RNA polymerase II-specific
Source: RefSeq, a predicted model, not a curated record